AUGUCUUUAGAUGCGUACGCCGUUCUGGAUGCCUUCUCGGACAUCAAAAGCCGCACCGAUCAGUCCAUUGCUGCGAACAACCUCGACACCUACUCGUCAGAGUUCCUACCGAGGUCCGAGGACAUCGCUGUUGCAAUCUUUUGCAAUGCCCUGGAGGAGUUGGGCUGCCCGAUCCGAUCGGCAGCAUCUGGAGACAAGCUUUCGCGCGUCCGGCCUGCGGCAGAGCACAAGAGACUAGUGGACUAUAUCUAUCGCGUCUUAGAGGCUCGAGCUGGUUUGAUCUUGGACGACGGGAACCACCUUACUCGCACUUCCAAGGCCUGUCCCGACAGCGACAUUGAUUCCCUGUUGGACAGCCUGCUGCGUGAUAGACCUUCCCAGGACGCGGAGAUCAAGCUCAUGCAGACGAUUGGGAAAAGCUACGGCAAAUGCCUCUCUGGUGAGGUUGAUGCUGUCCAGUUGCUAUUUGACGCCGCUGAGAGCCGUUCGCUGUUGAACAAGCUCUAUGCCACCUCGGACGCAACAAACAGCCUCCUGCAGCCGCUGAAAACGUUUAUCGAAGAGGUAGCCGCCGGUUGGUCAGCUCCAAGCCAGCCUUUGCGAAUCUUGGAGGUCGGGGCCGGGACGGGAGGGACAACCUCGGUACUGCUACCUACAUUGGCUCGUCUGGGCGUUCCCACGGUAUACACCAUGACCGACAUCAGUCCAAGCCUCGUGACGCAGGCUUCCUCGGCUUUCAAGCAGUUCCCGUUCGUGGAGUUCAGAGUUGUCGACAUUGAGAAGGAACCACCGCAGGAGCUGCGAUGCAGCCAACAUAUCGUCCUGGGCUCCAACGUUGUGCAUACGACCACAAACGCCCAAUCCUCGUUGAAGAACAUCCACAAGAUGCUGCGCCCAGACGGCUUCCUCAUCUUCCACGAGCUGACUAUGCAAAUGCCGUGGGCUGAUGUUUGUUUCGGACUGUUUGAGGGUUGGUGGCGAUUUGACGAUGGCCGACAGCACGCCUUGCAGUCACCACAGGCUUGGGCGAAGAUGCUAAAAUCGGCCGGCUACGGCCACGCCGACUGGACCGACGGAUCACGCCCUGAAGCAAAGCUACAAAGUCUAAUACUGGGCAUGGCUAGUGAUAUAGAGUGA
This is a messenger RNA of Colletotrichum graminicola M1.001, 1137 nucleotides long. RefSeq names its product methyltransferase domain-containing protein. Bases 1 to 1137 code for a protein of 378 amino acids. The record is from RefSeq and is a predicted model, not a curated record. Lineage: Eukaryota; Fungi; Ascomycota; Sordariomycetes; Glomerellales; Glomerellaceae. The transcript has a single exon.